Messenger RNA from Cladophialophora psammophila CBS 110553, 1104 nucleotides. RefSeq lists its product as uncharacterized. The record is from RefSeq and is a predicted model, not a curated record. The transcript is spliced from 2 exons. Gene Ontology annotation, molecular function: hydrolase activity. Lineage: Eukaryota; Fungi; Ascomycota; Eurotiomycetes; Chaetothyriales; Herpotrichiellaceae. Bases 1 to 1104 code for a protein of 367 amino acids.
AUGUCUGCAACCUCGCUGGAAAAGUUCCUCAUCGUGCCCAAGCUCAUUCAAGUAAUCGUAAAGACUCUUUUCGCGUUUAUCACGAGCCCUUUUCGAGGAUCAAAUGGAGCACCCACCGUCCUCGAACAUGUUUGGAACACCGCGUUGCGGACCUUGUUCAACACCCUGACUGUGUCCCAGUUACAAUUGAUUCUCCCUCCAUUCUCCAAAACCUAUUACGCGUGGAGCAAAGCACACAAUGUACCAGUUGACAUUGUACGCAUUCCGAACACCAACAUCACAGGCUUCUGGAUCGGCAGCAAAGACUCGGCCACAUAUGUCACCAUUUACUUCCACGGCGGUGGCUUCGUGAUCGAUGGUGGUCGUCCACAUUUGGAUUUACUACUUCGGAUGAAUACUUGGUCUGAUGGCAACCACGCGGCGUUCUGUCCUUGUUACACCUUGGCUCCGGAGGGUCUGUACCCUCUACAGAUUGCAGAGUGUGUCGAGGCGUUGCGGUAUGUCUUGUCUAUGCCUGGACGUCAGCCUUCAAAUGUGUUACUCGGCGGGGACUCGGCUGGUGGCAAUCUAGUCCUCGCUGUGCUCAGCCACGUAUCAAGACAUCCUCAUCCGAACCAUAACGUGGUUAAACCACUGCAUGUGGAGGAGCCUUUGUACGGGGCGUUCGUGAUUGCACCGUGGGUGUCGAGUGACGUGACCAGGUUUCAGUCCAUGACGGCGUUUGCGAAUCGAGAUAUCGUGAACCCGAAGUGCGCGAAUCUUUGGAUGGAGACCUACACCGGUCGCAAUCAGGGCAUCGUCGUCGAGGACGAUGAAUAUAUCGCUCCAGAGCUGACCACGGCUGAUUGGUGGACGGACACGAAAGUAUCGAAUAUGCUCGUCCUCGCAGGAGAACACGAGUUUCUGAGAGACGGCAUCCUUGCUUGGGUAAAGAAGUUCCAGGCGGGACCUGGCGCGACCGUAUUCAAGAUCGUCAUCGGGAAACAAGAGGUGCAUAUCGCGCCGUUAACAGCGAAACCGGAGGAUGUACUAGAUAAAUUGGGAGAUGACUGUCAGGAAGCAGCGCUGCGCGAUUGGGCAAAAGCGACUCUGAAACAAAAGUAG